Saccostrea echinata is the source of this 1410-nucleotide messenger RNA. Its product is annotated as lysosomal proton-coupled steroid conjugate and bile acid symporter SLC46A3-like. Gene Ontology annotation, biological process: transmembrane transport. The transcript is spliced from 4 exons. NCBI's taxonomy places the organism in Eukaryota, Metazoa, Mollusca, Bivalvia, Ostreida, Ostreidae. Gene Ontology annotation, molecular function: transmembrane transporter activity. Bases 1 to 1410 code for a protein of 469 amino acids. The record is from RefSeq and is a predicted model, not a curated record. Gene Ontology annotation, cellular component: membrane.
AUGACGUCGCGAAGAAGAUUCCUCAUUGGUCCAAUAUGUUUUGUACAUGUGUUCACAUUUGGUAUCUAUAAUAGCACGAUUGUUCUGUUUUAUCCGGAAUACCUCGGGAAAUUUCUAUUUCCGAAUACCACUUCCGAAACUUCGGAUAGCUCUGUAUGUAAAAGUGAAGGUAAUUCAACAGAAACUGAGAACGGCAAAAUCAUCCAAACAGAAGUAGCCAGGUUUUCUAUCUACGCGUCCUUGUGUGUGGGUAUUCCAUGUAUUAUUGCCAAUCUACUGCUUGGAAGCAUCAGCGACCGAUAUGGCCGAAAGAAAAUGUUGAUGAUUCCAACCAUUGGUUUACUCUUAGUGGAAAUGUCAACGGCUAUUUUGAUGUAUUUCGAAAUAAAUCUGAACUAUUUUCUGAUUCCCAUGAUUUUCCAAGGCUUUGUGGGGGAUACAUUUUCCUUGGUACAGUUUGUCAUGUCUUAUGUAUCAGAUAUAACAGAAAAUAACAGAUCGAGGACUUUCGGAAUAGCUAUAAUUGAAUGCUGUAUCGGAAUGGGUGUUGUGAUUGGCGGGUUAGUAGCCGGAUAUGUAAUCGAAGCUUUCGGUUAUAUGUGGCCAGUGGUAAUGUCUUCUCUCUGCAAAAUCUUAAAUAUCAUUCUCAUAUUCUGUCUACCUCCAACCAACAUUCAAAACAAAAGUACCGAUUCGUGGAAUCUGAAAAUGGUUGUGGACUUCCUUAAACAGUCGCUUCAAUUUUAUUAUUCGAAAAAAUAUCGCGGAGUUCGAUGGAAGUACAACAUCUGCAUCACGGUCUACAUUCUAGGCUGUGUCUGUCUCAUUGGUCGGAAUGCAGCCGAAGUCCUUUACAUCAUCAGUCCGCCAUUUUGUUUCAGUCCAGUGCUUGUGGGAUGGUACCACGCAGCACAACAUACCUUACAACAGGGAAUAUCGAUGCUUCUCAUACGGGUCUUUCUGGUUUUUAUGAAUGCAGAGGCAAUUUCAAUAAUGGGUGCAUUAUCCGGGAUUGCUGGUUUCAUUGUACAGGGGGUGGCUGGAUCAACAACCAUUUUAUUCUUGUCCCUAGUUAUCGGCUUUGGAAUGGCACUUGGUAUUCCAACGAUGAGAGGUAUCAUGUCUAAAGAAACACCUAGCGAAAGUCAAGGUGCUCUGUUUGGUGGUAUGGCAGCAGCUCAAACCGCUUGUACCUACUUUGGAUCCCUGGUUUUUGGCGCCAUUUAUGAGGGUACAGUGUACUUCUUUAAUGGGACAGUAUUCAUGUUUAUGGCAGGACUGUGCCUCAUUUCUUUUGUACUGUCAGUAUGUCUUCUCAUUAUUCCAAAGUGUAGUGCCAUUAGGGAUGCACCAGCAAUGGAAGAGAAAGACGGAAAAAUGAAUGCCUAUAAACUAGAGGCUCAAAAGUGA